AUGGCCCUCUCAGAAAACAAACAAAGAAUGCUCCGCGGCGAGCUCUACCACGCCUUCACGCCCGAGCUCAUCGCCGAGCGCGACCGUUGCGCGCAGGCCCUAAAACGCUACAACAGCGCUAGCGCUGGCGAAGUAUCCCGACGGCGACAAGUAGAGUUAUGGAGGGACGUCCUCGGCGAUAAAACGCCUCUACCGCCCCAAAAAGACACCCAAGAAGAAGACGACAGACUGUUCGCCUCCGAGCCCAUCAUCCUGACCCCCAUAGUCAUAGACUACGGUACCAACGUCCGCGUCGCCUCCGGCGCCUUCAUAAACUUCAACUGCACAAUCCUGGACACCUGUCUCGUAACCAUCGGGGCACGAACCCUAAUCGGGCCCAACGUAUCCCUCUACAGCGGGACCCAUCCGCUGGAUCCAGAGCUGCGGAACGGGACGCAGGGCCCGGAGAUGGGCAAGGAGAUCCACGUUGGCGAGGACUGCUGGAUUGGUGGAAAUGUGGUGGUGUUGCCGGGCGUGAGGUUGGGACGGGGGUGCGUGGUUGGGGCUGGAAGCGUCGUGACGAAGGAUGUGCCAGACUUUCACGUUGCGGCGGGGAACCCGGCGAGGGUGAUUAGGAGGAUUGAGACGAGGAUGGAUCCGGAGCAGUCAAGGACUUCCGAGGAGGCCCAAAAGGAGGGGGCGGAAAAGGCGAUGGGGGAGAUGAAGGAGGCGAACUAG
This is a messenger RNA of Coniosporium apollinis CBS 100218, 717 nucleotides long. RefSeq lists its product as uncharacterized. Gene Ontology annotation, molecular function: acetyltransferase activity. NCBI's taxonomy places the organism in Eukaryota, Fungi, Ascomycota, Dothideomycetes. The transcript has 2 exons. The coding region runs from base 1 to 717 and encodes 238 amino acids. The record is from RefSeq and is a predicted model, not a curated record.